This is a messenger RNA of Stylonychia lemnae, 1137 nucleotides long. The record is from the annotation of a GenBank genome assembly. NCBI's taxonomy places the organism in Eukaryota, Ciliophora, Spirotrichea, Sporadotrichida, Oxytrichidae.
AUGAGAGUCGUGAUCACUGACAAGGGACAAGAAAUGCGGAAGACUUUAUAUCUAGAGGAGAUUCAAAGAAAAAAAGAUGUGAAUAAUGUCCAAAAUAAUUUCAAGCUUCCCUCUUUUAUGUCUCAAACGCAGAGAAAUUUUGGUGGAUUUCAGACUAAUACAUCAAUGAAGAAUUACAACAUGCAGUCAGCUAGACUGCAAAUGAAUGAAUCUGGGAUAAUGUAUAAUGAUUUAAUCAAAGAAAUGCCUAAAAUUGAUAGCAUAGUAGAGAUAAAGGUUAAAAAACCAAAGGUUAAAAUGUCUAAAAUACUGCAGCAAAGAAUAAUUGAUCAACUCUAGUAAAGAUAAGAUUCAGGCAUGUUUAUCAAAGAAGAGCUUGACAACGAAUUAAAAAGUUUAACCUAAAGAGCAGCAGGUGCUACCUAGCAGAUGAAAAUGGCGAUUGAAGAUUCAAUCAACCAUUCUCGAUCAAAUGGGUCAAUUAGUAAUAUUAAUGAUAGUAAGUAAAGUUAAGGCUAAAGUCCAAGAAAUGGAGUAGUAGGAGGUAAUAAUAACAACCAAGCAGGAAACUCAUUGUUUUCAAAUCAUACUUAGUCAUAGAAUUAUCUUACAAAGUAUUCUGAGAAGUUUAUUUAAAAAGCCUUAAAGUAAAAUCAAAGACCUUAGAAGAGGUUCAUACAGGGUUAGUACCCGCUUAAGCAGAGAUCAGUUUCCUUACUUGAACUCUAAAAUACUUUGAACAAAUCAAAUAAUAGAGACCUUAUUGACAAAGUCCAAACAAUUACUGUUGAAAGGGAAAAAAGGCUCUAGGAAAGAUAUAUUGAUAUUGUAAAUGGCAGGGAGCAUCUAAGAUCAAUGAUCCUUAGAAAAUCUGAAGAGAAAAGAACUAAAGUUGAGAAUGAUUAGCUUUAAAAGAUCUAAACUAUCAAAGAAUAAGAAAAGGACAAUAUGGAGAAUUUGAUAAGUAAAAAAUUCUUAAACUCAUAGGAAAGAUAUAAGAGGAAGAUAGAGUGGCUAAAGAAUGAAACUGAUAGGAAGUAUAGCAAGUUUUGGGAUUAAGAAAAGCAAUAAAAACUAAGAGAGUUAAGAGAGAGAUCCCAGAAUAACCAGUAUAAGUAUAUUAAUUUCUGUUUUUGA